AUGGACAAGCCCGCGGCGAAGCAGCUCUUCGGCGAUGCCGGGCUCACCUGCCCCGAGGGCCGCGUGAUGCGCCGCGCCGAUAUAGCCGCCGGCGCCGCAGGCGACCCGCCCUACGUGAUUAAGCCACUCGACCAGGGCUCCAGCGUGGGCGUCCAGCUCGUCUUCAGCGGCGACAACGCGGUGCUGCCCAACGGCGAUUGGCCCUUUGGCGAUCAGCCCGGCACGCUCAAGAGCGUGGGCGAUGGCAUCAGAGCGGGCUUCGUCUCGGCGACGGCAGACGCGGGCAUGACGGUGCAGCGCAUCCACACCGAGGGCCAGAACCAAUCGUCGCCCGACGCAAUCCACGCUGCCGUGGGUAUCGAUUUCGGCACGCCCAUCUUCGACGUGGAUCUGGCCGCCGCGCGCGACCGUAUUCAGGCCAUCGGCUGGGUCGAGAGCGUGACCGUCGAACGCCAUCUGCCGUCCACGAUCCAUGUGCGCAUUGUCGAGCGCACGCCGGUAGCGCUGUGGCAGCGCAAUCAACGAUUGGUCAUGGUCGACCGCGCCGGCGCGGAAAUCGCCGCCGAAUCAGUCGCUCACCCUCGACAUCGGCACGACCAAGGUGGCUGCCUCGUCGCCCACCGCGAUGCCGAAGGCACGCUUGCCGUCGCCGGCAGCGGUCAGGAGGUUGCCGCCGGCAUGCACGCCGGCCGCGUCGUCGACAUGGUGGCGGCGGAGGGUGCGAUCCGUACCGCUGUCCACCGCGCGGAACGGAUGGCUGGCGAGACCGUGCGCAGCGUCUUCGUCGGCACCUCAGGCGGAGGGCCGAGCUCAAGUUUCGCCGAUGUCGAGGUCGGCAUCGGCGGCCGCGAGAUCGCGGAGCGCCACAUUCAGCGUGCGUUCGACCAGUUGCAGCUGUCGGACGACGGGCGCGAGCGCGACAUCCUGCACGCCGUGCCCAUCGACUACGCCCUCGACGGAGCGCCGGGCAUCAGGGAUCCGCGCGGCAUGUACGGCGAGAGCCUCCAGGUUCGUCUGCAUGUGGUGAGCGUUCCGAACGGUAGUUUGCGCAAUCUGCUCACCUGCGUCUCCCACUGCGAUCUGCAGGUCGCUGCACCCGUGGCGACCGCCUACGCCUCGGGCCUCGCAUGCCUGGUCUCCGACGAGAUCGAUCUUGGCGCCACCUGCAUCGACAUCGGCGGCGGCACGACCAAGCUCGCCAUCUUCAGUGGCGGCAAUCUGGUGUGGACGGAGACCCUCCCCAUCGGCGGGGAUCACGUCACCAAUGACAUCGCGCAGGGACUAUCGACACCGAUCGCGAGCGCGGAGCGCAUGAAGCGCCUCCAUGGGAGCCCGGCGGACGAGACGGCGGACGCAAACGAAACCAUCGAGGUGCCGGAGAUCGGGCCUGAGAACGGCCACUCCGGCGCUGCCCACCAUGUGCCGCGCCCCAUGCUCACGCGGAUCGUGCGUGCCCGCCUCGAAGAGAUCUUCGAGUUCGCCCGCGCCCGAAUCGAAGCGAGCGGGCUCGACAGGUGGUCGGGGAACCGCGUCGUCAUCAGCGGCGGCGCGAGCCAGACCUCUGAUCUCGCCGACCUCGCCGGCCGAAUCCUCGACAAGCAGGUCCGGUUGGCCCGCCCACUCUCCCUGCCCGGUCUGGCGCAAGCCGUCUCGGGCCCCGAAUUCGCGACCUGCGCCGGCCUGCUCGUCUAUGCGGCGCGAAAGCACGCAGAGCCAUGGGCCGUGCCUGCGCGCGACGACGCUGCCGGGCCCUUCACCAAGACUCUCGCGCGCCUCGGCCAGUGGCUGAGGGGCAAUCUCUGGGAACACACGGAUCAACGAACACCGUAG
Molecule: messenger RNA, 1830 nt
Organism: Geodia barretti
Lineage: Eukaryota; Metazoa; Porifera; Demospongiae; Tetractinellida; Geodiidae
Source: the annotation of a GenBank genome assembly